ACAUUUGGUUGGACAAAGUACGUCUGUAUCGUCAAAGAAGAAAUGCAGUUUCAGAAUAAAUUGCUCAAGAGUAAAUCGAAUAAGCCGAACGGCAUUAAUAAAAUCGUCUAUCACACCGGGAGGGUAUUUGACGAAGUUUCAAAUACCGAACAGUUGAUUUUGAUGAAAGAGGUAGCUUUUGUCGGCUUUAAUUGCGUUAAAAUACCGAAACACUUAUUAAAAAAAGACUCUGCUUAUUUGGUUAGGAAACUGGAUUUAAGUUGUAAUAAUCUAACAUCUCUACGUGACCUUGAAUCUUUAGUCAAUCUUCAAGAGUUAAUAGUCGAUUCAAACGAACUUGGACAAGACGAUUCGUUAAAUCUACCUUGGAUGCCUCGUCUACAGAUUCUCAGCUUGAACAAGAAUAACAUCUCCAAUCUUCAAACUCUCCUGGAAGAACUCUCGCAAAAAUGUCCUGCCUUAACUUAUCUCAGCUUAAUAGGAAAUCCAACUUGCCCCUUAGAUAAAUUAUUUAAAGAUAGAAAAAAAGAACUUUAUAGAUACGAAAUUCUACAUACUCUACCAAAUCUGAGAUUUCUUGAUUCAACGGCAGUUACUUGGCAAGAGAGAUAUAAUGCCGUUACUUUCUGUGGUAUAUGGAGAAAGAGGAAUGAAAGUAGAUUAAGUAGAGGAUCAAACAGUGAAGACUCUGGAUUUUGUAAAUCAGCUUCUUGCACAUCAUUUGAUAUUUCAACAUAUGGUUAA
Messenger RNA from Dimorphilus gyrociliatus, 744 nucleotides. The record is from the annotation of a GenBank genome assembly. NCBI's taxonomy places the organism in Eukaryota, Metazoa, Annelida, Polychaeta, Dinophilidae.